AUCAUGUCUGACUACAGCAGCGACGACGAAGACAUUGAUUUCAGCACACAGCCAAGGGGGUAUCUUUAUGAACCCGAAUAUACGGAUGCUGAAAUUCAACAGAUGGAAGUAGAACGGGCAGAGAGAGAGAGAGAGAUGGUGAGCAGAGAGGUGGAAGGUGAAGCCGCAGCCGCGAGACCUCGAGUGACGGACAAUUGGUGGUGUACUUGUUUCAAGUGCGAAGUAAUGCAGACCGAGGUUGAAUGCUACUGUUGCCAAGAAUGGGACCUCGUUAUGCCACGGAUGCAAGACAUUUCGAUUGACGAGGAGGCCGACGCGUCAGCAUCUGUCUGCAUCACCAACAAUAAGGAUUUACCUGCGCUCCUGACUGCGGGUGUCCUGGAGACAUUUUUCCACAUCCCGAAAAUCAACUGGAAGAAGCGCCCCAGACCAGCUGGACCCGAUGGCCAGUUGUCUGCAGAACAGUACAGGCUGGUCGCCUAUCGCAUUAUAAUGGAAUGGGCCCUGAAAGGAGAGAAGCUUGGUCCAGGCAACAGGAGAGCUCUUCCCUCUUGUGUGGUGGCGCUAAUAAGAAAAACAUAUCCAUCACCAAAUGGACAAUAUGUAGGGUUCAAAGAGUCAAAUGAUGCCAUGCAAUUGUUUUAGAUUUUAAAAGUACAAAACCUUUACUGUAAAUUUCUACUU
Neoarius graeffei (lesser salmon catfish) is the source of this 684-nucleotide messenger RNA. RefSeq lists its product as uncharacterized. Lineage: Eukaryota; Metazoa; Chordata; Actinopteri; Siluriformes; Ariidae. The record is from RefSeq and is a predicted model, not a curated record. The transcript is spliced from 2 exons. Bases 4 to 645 code for a protein of 213 amino acids.